This is a messenger RNA of Achroia grisella, 1716 nucleotides long. RefSeq lists its product as uncharacterized. The record is from RefSeq and is a predicted model, not a curated record. The transcript has 2 exons. Bases 1 to 1686 code for a protein of 561 amino acids. NCBI's taxonomy places the organism in Eukaryota, Metazoa, Arthropoda, Insecta, Lepidoptera, Pyralidae.
AUGAAAAAUAAUAUUGUCUCGACAUUGAGAGUUAUAGUGCUGGUAAUCGGAGUUACAAAAGUAGUACAUGCAAAGGAUAACAAGUUUAAAGAUGAACUGCUAGAUUUUUCCCUGUUAUCAAAUAUUUUUAAGGCGCUUAUCAAACCAUACAUACAUCCAAUACAAGCACCGUAUAAAGCAGUCCUUAGAUCUGUCCAUGAAUUGUCGGUGGGAAGGACAAUAAAAAACAAAGUAGAUGAGUUGAAACCACUAUUGCAAGAUUUAGACGUGACUGAUGACAUGAACGAUAAUCUAACAUUAGAAGGCAAAGAUGAAACAACAAUUAUUGAAUUUUUACCUAAAUACAAAACAAAACAUGAAAAUAAUUUGAAAAUACAAGAUAAGAGAUCUGAAUCAUUAAAAUCAAACAUACAGAAAUACAAAAAUGUGAGGAGGAAAAUUAAAAAACAGCUUGAAAAUGAGCAUGUUUCAGGUAAGACACAGAAUUUAGUAAUGCAUACAUUUGACGAUCUGUUGGCAAAAUUAUUAGGUAGUCAAUGUAAUUGGAAAAAUUAUACACGUGAUAAAGUUAAAAGAAAUGAAAUUAAUAGAUUACAAAGUUCAAUGACAGUAGCACAAUCUUGGAGCAAGGGAUGGAACAUGUUAAAAGAAGAGUAUUCCGAAUUAACAAAAGAUCAACCGACUAACAACACAAAUCCAGGUGUGAAGUUAUUUACAUUUUUCAACCAAAUACAAGAAUUUUUAUCUCACAUUUUCAAAGAUGCCGUCGAUCUGUCAGAUCAUUACACUGUAAUGUGUAAAUUUGUGAAGAAGGAUGUUAAUAAUGAAAAUGUAAAUAAUAUGUCUGGUGAUACAAAUGAUUUAAGAAGUGAUAAACAAAUAAAUAAGAAACACAAGUGUCCAAAUUUCAAAAUGUGCACAAAUGAACUAAAAAAGUUCAUGUUUGCUUUAUACAACUCCAUAAAUGACACAGCUAUUAGCGUUUUAAAAAAUUACGCCUCAAUGUAUGUGAGUGAUGUAAAUACAGAUGGAAGUAAUGAAAAAGAAGUUGUUGUUAAUUUAAUUAAUAAAUUUGGGGACAUAUCAAAACGUAAAGUGAGUAAAAUAUUCAGAAAAGAAACUUCACGUUUUAACUUAGACAAAAAUAAGAAUAAAGAAAAUAAUAUUAAAUAUUUGAAACUUUAUAUUAAAAAUACGAUAAUGAAAUGCAAAGAGAGUAUAACAAGUAAGUUGGAUGACAAUUUGCAACCGCCUAAAGCCAGGCUGUUAUUAGCAGUCAAACAAGAUAUUCGUGUAAACUUCGAUGUAGAUUUCGGUAAUCUCGAAAGAGAUUUAAAAGGAACUAUAUGUGUGGCUUUUUCAACGUGUAACGGUAAAUAUAAUGCUAGAGGAAAUAUCAAAACCAAACGUUACGGUGUCGAUAGGAACAGUAUUUAUGUUAAAGUGCAGUUCAAUUUAGAUGAUGUAAUUAAGGAUAAAAUAGUGAAAACUGGAGAAUCUAUUUUUAGGCCUGGGGUAAGAGCUGCAAACCAUACUGAUCAACGCUACAAAAAAUUUAGAAAGUAUCUUGAUCGUACUCCAGUAAUAAUUGAAGAGAAAUACAACAAUAUUAUUGUCACUAGAACAACAUAUGGAAAAUCAAUUCAAAAUCUAACUCUAACUACAAAGAGUGGUACAAAUCAAUGAAGUGUCUUCAUCUACACUAAUAACUCUAAA